AUGACGACCACACCUUUGGAUCAAGGUGUCGGCUACGGCAUCGUCCUGGGCUUAGGCUUCGCCUUUGCCCUCGGAAUGAUCCUGACCACCUUUAUCCUGCGAAGGUACAAUUCAGAGCUCGUGACAUCUGAAAUGUUCAACACAGCCGGAAGAACAGUCAAGAGUGGUCUGGUUGGGUCCGCCGUCGUCUCAUCCUGGACUUGGGCUGCGACCCUCCUGCAGUCCUCGGGUGUCUGCUACCGAUACGGUGUCUCGGGCCCGUUCUGGUAUGCGUCGGGUGCGACAGUGCAGAUUCUCCUGUUCGCAACGCUGGCCAUCGAAUUGAAGAGACGUGCGCCGAACGCCCACACGUUCCUCGAGGUCAUCAAGGCUCGAUAUGGGACAGUUGCACAUAUCGUCUUCAUGGUUUUCGGCCUGGUCACCAACAUUUUGGUCAGCUUAAUGUUGAUUGUCGGUGGUUCGGCCACAGUCAGUGCCUUGACUGGCAUGAACACCGUCGCGGCCAUUUACCUGCUUCCUGUGGGUGUAGUUGCGUACACGCUCGUUGGUGGCUUGAAGGCAACGAUCUUGACCGACUGGAUCCACACCUUUAUCCUCCUGAUCAUCAUUAUUAUCUUCUCUCUGACAGCCUACGCAUCCUCUGAGAUUCUGGGCUCUCCCUCGGCGGUUUACGACCGGCUCGUCCAAGCUGCUCUCGACCACCCGGUUGACGGAAAUGCACAUGGUUCGUACUUGACGAUGCGUUCCAGUGAGGGUGCCAUCUUCUUCGUCAUCAACAUUGUUGGUAACUUCGGCACUGUCUUCCUCGAUAAUGGUUACUACAACAAGGCCAUUGCUGCGUCUCCAGUGCACGCCCUGCCAGGCUACAUCAUCGGUGGUCUGAGUUGGUUCGCCAUCCCCUGGCUGACGGCCACAACCAUGGGACUGUCUGCUCUUGCUUUGGAGAACACACCAGCUUUCCCGACCUAUCCCGACCGCAUGUCUGACGCCGACGUUUCAGCCGGCCUCGUGCUUCCCUACGCCGCCGUUGCGUUGCUCGGCCGCGGGGGCGCCAUUGCCACUCUUCUGAUUGUCUUCAUGGCUGUGACAUCUGCUACUUCCUCCGAGCUGAUCGCCGUCUCGUCCAUCUGCACUUACGACUUGUACCGCACCUACUUCAAGCCCGACGCCAGUGGAAAACGCCUAAUUUACAUGUCGCACGUCAUUGUCUGUUGCUACGCUGUGUUCAUCUCAAGCUUCUCGGUUGGUUUGUUCUACGCGGGCAUUUCCAUGGGCUAUCUAUACCUGAUGAUGGGCUGUAUCAUCUCGUCAGCGGUGAUCCCAGCUACCUUAACCCUAGUCUGGAAUGGCCAAAACAAAUGGGCUGCGGCCAUGUCGCCCAUCUUGGGCCUGGCUUUCGCUCUCAUCGCAUGGCUUGUCACCGCCAAGAAGCAAUGCGGCAACCUUGGUGUCGACUGCACGGGGAGCAACAACCCCAUGCUGGCCGGGAACGUUGUCGCCCUCCUCUCGCCCCUGAUUCUCAUACCGAUCUUCACUCUCAUCUUCGGACUCGACCACUACGACUGGAAGUCCAUGAUGGCGAUCCGCAAAGGCGACGACCACGACCUGGCCACGACAGCGGGUAUGGACCUCGAGAACACGGUCGGCGGUCACGAAGAGACGGCCGCCGAGUUCGAAGCCGAGCAGAGCAAGUUGAUGCGCGCUAGCAAGAUCUCCAAGUGGACCACGCUCGUAAUGACCAUCUCGUUCCUGGUGCUGUGGCCGUUCCCUAUGUACGGCAGCAGCUACGUGUUUUCGAAGCCGUUUUUCACCGGCUGGGUCACCGUGGGCAUUAUCUGGAUAUUCUGCUCGCUCGGAGCUGUGGGCAUCUUCCCCGUCUUUGAAGGACGACAAACCCUCAUUCGCACUAGCAAGGCCAUCUUUAAUGACGUCACGGGGAAGAAGCAUCCCAAAAUGAUCCAUGCCGAGAAUGCGACCGCGAUGGAAAACGAGAACGCUGCUAGUGGUACUGAUACCCCUCCUAAGAAGGAGAACACUACGCAGUCUGUUCUAAAGGAGUAA
Molecule: messenger RNA, 2061 nt
Organism: Pseudomassariella vexata
Lineage: Eukaryota; Fungi; Ascomycota; Sordariomycetes; Amphisphaeriales; Pseudomassariaceae
Product: Sodium:solute symporter family-domain-containing protein
Exons: 4
Coding region: 1-2061 (686 amino acids)
Biological process (GO): putrescine transport; spermidine transport; urea transmembrane transport
Cellular component (GO): plasma membrane
Molecular function (GO): urea transmembrane transporter activity; spermidine transmembrane transporter activity; putrescine transmembrane transporter activity
Source: RefSeq, a predicted model, not a curated record